Gekko japonicus is the source of this 1101-nucleotide messenger RNA. RefSeq names its product agouti signaling protein (gene ASIP). Bases 73 to 468 code for a protein of 131 amino acids. The transcript is spliced from 4 exons. Gene Ontology annotation, cellular component: extracellular region. Gene Ontology annotation, molecular function: melanocortin receptor binding; neuropeptide hormone activity. The record is from RefSeq and is a predicted model, not a curated record. NCBI's taxonomy places the organism in Eukaryota, Metazoa, Chordata, Lepidosauria, Squamata, Gekkonidae. Gene Ontology annotation, biological process: melanosome organization; hormone-mediated signaling pathway; positive regulation of melanin biosynthetic process.
CUUUGCUUCCUUUAACUCCACGUUGCUGCGAGUUGGCUGGGUUUAUUCCAUAUUGGACAGUGUAAGAAAAGAAUGGAAUAUAAGAACCUUCUCUUUGGCAUCCUUCUUUGCUGCACUUUGCUUACAGCUAGCUGUUCUUACAUGAUAUUUGAGGAAAAGCGGAACACAGAAACUAGUGUGGUGAACAACAAAAUGAAGUUCCCAGACCUCCCACCUGUCUCUAUAGUAGAUUUAACCAAAACAUCCAAGAAGAUAAGCAGGAAAGAGGCUGAAAAAAAGAAAUCUCUGAAGAAAAAGUCCCAACAGAAAAAGCAUCCCCGGCCGAGACCAUCACCCCCUCCUAACUGUGUGGCUACCUGGGCAAGUUGCAAACCUCCCUCUCAGCCAUGCUGUGACUUCUGUGCCUUCUGCCAUUGUCGGCUAUUUCAGACAGUCUGCUACUGCCGAGUGGGAAACCCGAACUGUUAAACUAAAACCAGGAAUGCCAUUGGGACUCUGACUCUCAUUAGACCCAUUGGUGCAUCUUCUAACCCUAUUGGUCUCAUGCAUAUUGCAAAAGACGCUAAGCCUUUGAAGCUGACUGGCUUUGGCUCCUUCCACAGCCAAAUGAAUUAUGGGAUAUAUUAUAUAGGGUUAAUGCUGUCAUAAACAAGGCCAUUCACAGCUAUACGAAGUUUGACAAGGAGUGGGAAGGAGGGAGCUAGAGGCUGACAGCCAAAAGAGUAUUUACAAGAGAGGUGAAGGUUGCAUAUGGCAAAGGAAUUAUGCCUCCCUCCCUUCAGAAAGACAUUUUACCACAUGUUACAGAUUUGAACAAGAAGGUGGACACAUGGGCCACUACAUAGCUCCAAACAGGCACAUUCCUGAAGAGUGGCCAUGUUGGUCCAUAGCAGUAAAAAGGUAAACAGUUAUAUGGACAGAAGCAGACAAUGCAUGGAUGCUCUAGCCAGAGUAGAGGCUAAAGCCUAUUGCAAUUAGCAACCCAGUGGUCCCAGAAAUUAACAGUUUCCUGGCUCUGAUAAUCAUGACCAUCAUACUUCCCUUGGUACAGUGGAUGUGUGUGCCGAAAAUAACUAUUGGACAGUGCCACAGCUUUCAGUG